Molecule: messenger RNA, 3154 nt
Organism: Asterias rubens (European starfish)
Lineage: Eukaryota; Metazoa; Echinodermata; Asteroidea; Forcipulatida; Asteriidae
Product: protein mono-ADP-ribosyltransferase PARP12-like
Exons: 12
Coding region: 550-2823 (757 amino acids)
Molecular function (GO): metal ion binding; NAD+ poly-ADP-ribosyltransferase activity
Source: RefSeq, a predicted model, not a curated record
AAACUUUCACCCAUCAACGCUGGUUUGAAAAACGUAAAGUACACCCUAUUUAGUCAAUGCACUCUCUGUAUGGUACCCGCCUUGCGCACCAGCAGUGGCGGUUUGCCGGUCGCGGUCUGCAGUGCUCUUGCGAUCGAUGGUUUAUGCUCACUCGUCAAAGCUACUGUCAUUGGAAGUUUAAGAAGGACUAGUGUACAUACAUUGGUAACGGUAGCAUUAAUGUGAAGAAAGAGAAAAGUGUGAAACAGUAAGAUAUUAUUUACAACAUAGCUGUGUUGUUAAAGCUUUCUAAUAUAAAUACACUGUACCCGGUUAGCUACACACACCACUGCAUGCACCACACUAUUGUUAGGUACAUGCGCAAUAAAGUUUUACUCGGGGAUUCCCCAUUUUGUCCGUGCUUAUGUGUGCGCAUCAGCCAUAAAUAACCACCACCACUACCGAAAUUCCCCGACCUUCGCAAUCGACGAUGUGCAAUUGUAAAAACUCGCAAAAGGAACUGGUCAUAACUGUUCUGCACUUCCGUCGUAACUGACAAGGGGAAGCAAGAUGGCCUCAACAAUGAUGCCAUUUCAUCUAAUACACCUAGAACAAUGGGUAUCAGAGCGUCUGUGUAUUUCUGGGGGAAGCCUCGACCUGAUUGCUCUAAAGGAUGCCAUGGACCAUGACAACGUGAUGCUGGAAAUGUCAUUGACCUCUCUUCAAAGAUUCUUAAAGGAGUCUCCUCACAAAAUGUUCAGACUGGACGAAGAUGCCAAACAUGAUAAGUGCACGGUCAGGAUAAAGACGGCUGCAGACUGGUGUGAUCAGUACAACCCCAAGAAUAGCGAUGGCUGUCAAGGUUGUGAGGAUUUUCAUCUCUGUAAACACUUUAUCUCAGGGGGAUGUAAGCGUGGUAGGAAGUGUUUCUGGCCACAUCAGCUCUGGGGUAUACCACACAAUGAGAGAGUCUUGAGGUUGAACGGAUUGGACCACCUUCAAGAUGCGCAUGUAAUGCAGAUAUUAAAGCAAAGCUGGCUUGAUAUCACUGUACCAGAUGUAUGCAAUUACUACAGUACCAAGGGAUGUGAUGCAAACAAGUGUAAACAUCUGCACAUUUGUUGUCAUUACAUUACAGGAGAUUGUAAAUUCAACACAAAGUGUCGAUACUCACAUGAUGUCAAAGAUAAGCAGCCAAUAAGUGUAUGGGAAGAGUAUGGUAUCAAUGCUGCCUCAAUGAGUCCAGGAGAGUUGCUUCGCAUGGUCCGGGAGAAGAAGCAAUUAGAACCUGCAGAGGUGACGGAGAAGCAAGCUCGUCUCCCAGACAUCUGUAUACAUUACAACCGGAGAUCCUGCAAAAAAGGAGAAACCUGUCCCUUUUUACAUGUCUGUAGAUCAUUUGUUAGAGGAGAAUGCAAGGAUGAGUGCAUAUUCUCACAUGAUCUUAAAAAUCCAAACGCUUUGCAAGUCUGGCAGAAACGUGGGGUUGAUGCAAGAAACAAGACUAUACAAGAACUGGUUUCCAUGAUUCAGGGUCACAAGAAGAUGGACGGAGAAAAUAAGAUCCAACGAAGAAGACUUACUUCCCUUGGAGAAGCACCUGAGGAAAAACAAGACAAGAGUGAGAUAUGCGAGUACAAACUACGAGGCAAGUGUUACUUUGAUGAAGGAUGUCGUAAAGUUCACUGUGAGCAGAAUUUUCAGUGGCAGUACAGUGAUGACAACCAAUCAUGGACCAGUUGGAAAGACGAUGUCAAUGUUGCCAUAGAAACUGUUUUUUGUGACAUAACAAGAAAAAACACUGGAUCACCGACUUCUUGCAUUGACUUUAAGACAAUGAAAUGGACCAACUCCUCAGGUGUGAGUUCAGUUCGUCGUCUCGAGACACCAGUGCCUAAACCUUCAGAUUCGCCUUUAUCCUGGCAGACAGUGCUGAGUACAAAAUGGCAAUGGUAUUAUCUGGACGAAGGACCUGUCUGGGUUCUGUAUGCUCAGAAUAUGGAAAUCGAGAGAGCAUACCAAAGUUAUAAAACAACUGGAGAAACUAAGAGGUUCAAGUUUGAGACAGCAUCAUUUAAAUAUUCACUGAAUUUUACAAGUAUGAGGCAGACAAACUUGGUAUCUGGUACAAAGAGGGAAGCUCGAAGGCGACCUGCUCAACUUUCCACUAAAGACAUGUUGGAAAAGUGUCUCAAGAAAACACAGGUUUUGGCAACAAUUCUGCCGCAGUCUUGGAACACACUUAAGCAGCCCGCUAACCCAAGUGACAACUUUGUCCUGUGCGAGGUUCAACCUGAUAUUCAUAAGGCUGAGUAUGACAAGGUGCAGGAGCACUUUGCUGCCACUAUGGAUAAAAGGUUGAUCAUAAAGAUAGAAAGAGUACAGAACAUCGAAGCAUGGGAUGAGUUUGUGAGGAAGCGAGAUAAAAUGAAGGAAAACCACAAAGACCACAACAAUGCCAAAGAAGAACUUCUCUUCCACGGCACAAGAAAGGCUUUCAUUAAAGCAAUCUGCCAGCAGAACUUUGAUCCUCGAGUUAGCGGCUCCAAUGUGGGAACAAAGUACGGUCAAGGCAGCUACUUUAGUAAGACCUCUGUGUACUCGGACUGCUAUGCUGAAGAGACAGACAAAGGUACAAAGCAAAUGUUUCUGGUUCGAGUCCUAGUUGGAUCCUACACUCUUGGAAAUCCAUCGUAUAGACGACCACCCUUCAAAGAUGCAUCCAAACAUAGCAGUCUAAUGUUCGACUCUUGCGUGGAUAGCCUCACCAAUCCAACGAUUUUUGUCACUUUUAAUUCGUGUCAAGUCUAUCCUGAGUACAUGAUUACUUACAAAAGGAAAUGAGACACUGUCUGUAAUGCAAUCGUCAUCUUGGUCUAAUUUAAUAACAGACCCAUCUUUUGUAAAUCUCCACAGGGUUUUUCAUCCUCCAUUUUAUGUGAACAGCGUCUCUGCAAUGGUAAUCGGAUUAUUUAGAUAAUGCCAUAUUGUAAUGAAAUCAAGUGCCUUAUAGUUAAAUUGUACAUAUAUGCAAAUUGUAGUUGAGUUAAUAAAAUACAGACCUGACGUACUUGAAGUAAACCAGGCCUGAAGUUGUUAAAUGGCCUUGAAGCCAUUGGACCCUUUCAGUACUGAAAAAAAAAAAAAAAGUUCACAGAUUUACAAAUAAUUUACA